AUGUCGCUAAAAACAUUUCCUCGCGGGCUUUUCCGUCUUUUACUGAACCCCGGUGGCAUCGCCUCCAGGAGGCCGCUUUGUGUGCGACAUGAGGCGGUUCCGCUGGGACGGGGCUCCUCCGCUCGGGGAUACUACAACACCGGGAAAGCCAGGUAUCCCGCUGCCGGCGGGGCGGCGCACCUCCGGGUGGUGGACCUCCGCAGCGACACGGUGACGAAGCCCGGGCCGGCGAUGCGACAGGCCAUGGCGGAGGCCGAGGUCGGGGACGACGUGAUGGGGGAGGACCCGACAGUGAACGACUUACAGAAGACUGCAGCUGAAAUGUUCGGGAUGGAGGCCGCCCUGUUCGUCCCCUCUGGAACCAUGAGUAAUCUCAUCGCAGUGAUGGUGCACUGCAGGGAGCGGGGCGACGAGAUGAUCGUGGGCGAUCUGUCCCAUAUGCACAUCUACGAACAAGGAGGUAGUGCACAGCUGGCCGGUGUCCACGCCACCACGGUGACCACACGCCCCGACGGGACGUUUGAUUUGAAGCAGCUGGAGUCGAAGGUUCGCCACGGAUACCCAGACCCUCACUAUCCCCGUUCACGCCUCGUCUGUGUGGAGAACACGCACAACAUCCAGGGAGGACGCGUGCUGCCUCUGCACUUCCUGCAGGACGUCCGCUCUUUAGCUGAUCAGCAUGGUCUGUCAGUUCACAUGGAUGGAGCUCGGGUGAUGAACGCCGCUGUGGCCCUGGGGGUGCCCGCAUCCUCCAUCCUGCAGCACGCACACACAGUCAGCGUCUGCCUCUCCAAGGGUUUGGGUGCCCCGGUAGGUACCAUGCUUGCUGGACCCCAGGACUUUAUAUCCAGAGCGGUGCGGUGCCGUAAAGCCCUAGGUGGGGGGAUGCGUCAGUUGGGGAUUAUUGCAGCAGCUGGAAAGUUGGCUUUGCAAGAAAUGGCAGGAAGACUAGAGGAAGAUCACCGCAACGCCAAAACUUUCGCUCAAGCUCUACUCGACCUCCACCCUGCUCUGUUCGCUCUGGACAUGGCUGCUGUGGAAACCAACAUCCUGCGUUUCCGAAUUGAGGAUUCCACUUUGAGCCCCCAGGAGUUUUGUGCCUGCAUGGCUCAGGUUGGGGACGGGGAAGAAGCGUCUCUGGGGCAGGGCACACAGGUUCUCAUGUACCCUCAUUUUGACAACUCCGUUCGGGCCGUGUGGCAUCUUGGGAUAUCGCCUGAAGACACCCAGCUGGCCAUCCAGAAAAUGCAGUUUGUGGCCUCUCAGCACUUCAAACAAAAAGCUGAGACCCGGUAAAAACAUUGAAAUCCAAUUAAUGUAGUGAAAACUGUGACAUUCAAGGAGUGACUUUGUAAAGACUGACAGAUGCCAAUUCACACGGGACAAAUACAACCAGUGACGCUUCAGAUCCUUAUUCACAAAUUACAAUAAAACUCCUGUUUACUUUCA
Nematolebias whitei (Rio pearlfish) is the source of this 1449-nucleotide messenger RNA. RefSeq names its product threonine aldolase 1 (gene tha1). Lineage: Eukaryota; Metazoa; Chordata; Actinopteri; Cyprinodontiformes; Rivulidae. The record is from RefSeq and is a predicted model, not a curated record. Gene Ontology annotation, biological process: L-threonine catabolic process; glycine biosynthetic process. Gene Ontology annotation, cellular component: cytosol. The transcript has 7 exons. Gene Ontology annotation, molecular function: L-allo-threonine aldolase activity. The coding region runs from base 1 to 1296 and encodes 431 amino acids.